CAGAGUCCAUGCACCAAGGCAGAACAAGUUAAGACACACCAGGAUAGAAUGAAGGAAGGAGUAAAAAUAGAAGAGUUAGGGGUUCCCAUGUCAGCAGCAAGGGCUUGAGCUUGAGAAAAGGAGAAACGUUAAGUCAAACUUAACACAGGCCUUUAUAGAUAGCUGACGCACAACACUUGCAUCUUUAAAGCAAUCACUGACACAAUUCUGUGAGAAGUUGUGCGUGUGCUGUACGACUUCCCUCAAAGCCACUGCAACUGCGUGCUCAAAUUGUGGCUUCUACAGUGAAAGAAUGCUGGCACACCUGCUGUCGUUCAGCCGCUCUCUGGUGAGAAGGAAAAAUGUGGACUGUCUGGAGGAUUCCAAGCUGUGUCGCUGCCUCACCACAGCGGACCUCAUCGCUCUGGGUGUGGGCAGCACACUGGGUGCCGGAGUCUAUGUCCUUGCUGGAGAGGUCGCCAAAGGCAACUCUGGCCCUAGCAUUGUAGUGUCUUUCCUCAUAGCCGCUCUGGCCUCUGUCAUGGCAGGCUUGUGCUACGCUGAGUUUGGCGCUCGAGUGCCCAAGACAGGCUCUGCAUAUCUCUAUAGCUAUGUGACAGUAGGGGAACUCUUGGCCUUCAUCACGGGAUGGAACCUGAUUCUCUCAUAUGUGAUAGGGACCUCAAGUGUUGCCAGAGCUUGGAGUGGAACAUUUGAUGAACUAGUAGGGGGCCAUAUUGAACAGUUCUGCAAAUUACACUUCAGAAUGAGCAUGCCUGGCCUGGCAGAAUAUCCCGACUUCUUUGCAGCUUGCCUUAUAUUACUCCUAUCAGGUCUUCUUUCCUUUGGGGUUAAAGAGUCAGCAUGGGUCAACAAAAUCUUUACCGCCAUCAACGUGCUUGUGCUUUUGUUCGUCAUUAUCUCUGGCUUCGUCAAAGGAGAUUCUUUCAACUGGAAGAUAUCCGAAGAAUCCCUUAUAAAUGUGACUAUUGUGACUAGAAAUCUGUCCUACACUGGAAAUGUUACCAGUGAUUAUGGUGCUGGUGGGUUUUUGCCUUAUGGCUUUGGCGGAACCUUGGCUGGUGCAGCCACAUGCUUCUAUGCCUUUGUCGGAUUUGAUUGCAUUGCCACCACAGGUGAGGAGGUGAAGAAUCCUCAGAGGGCCAUUCCCAUUGGUAUAGUUGCUUCCCUGCUGAUUUGCUUCCUGGCUUAUUUUGGCGUGUCUGCUGCUCUUACCCUCAUGAUGCCGUACUAUCUUCUGGAUGAGAAGAGUCCUCUGCCUGUGGCCUUUGACUAUGUUGGCUGGGGUCCUGCUAAAUAUGUGGUGGCAGUGGGAUCCCUGUGUGCACUAUCAACCAGUCUGCUGGGCUCCAUAUUCCCAAUGCCACGUGUAAUCUAUGCUAUGGCAGAGGAUGGGGUGCUUUUCAAAGUGUUAGCCAGAAUCAAUCCUAAGACGAAGACCCCACUUAUUGCAACAAUGGCCUCCGGUGUAGUUGCAGCUAUCAUGGCUUGUCUUUUUGACUUAAAAGCCUUAGUGGACAUGAUGUCCAUUGGCACUCUGCUGGCAUACUCUUUGGUCGCUGCUUGUGUUCUUAUUCUCAGAUAUCGUCCUGACUCUGUGCUCGAGAGCUCUAAAACUAAUGAGGUUGGGGAGUCUGAGCUGACUGAGUCUGAGUCUCAUCUCAACAGGCUGAAAGAUGGAGAAAUGUCUCUGUACACUCUCCUCAGUCCUUCCCUGCAGCCCACAAAGAGCUCAUCCACUGCUGUUAACAUGGCUGUCGGGGUCAUAGCUAUCACAGUGUGUGUCAUGAGUGCACUUACUACACAUUAUGGACAAGCCAUUCUUGCUAUGGAGCCCUGGAUCCUGGGAGUGCUGGCAGCAUCCUUUCUUAUCUUUUUCAUGUGUAUCGUCUUGGUCUGUAGACAACCGCAGACAAGCAAAAAGGUGUCUUUCAUGGUUCCCUUGCUACCCUUUCUGCCCAUUCUGAGUAUAUUUGUCAAUGUUUACCUCAUGGUGCAGCUGAGUGGAGACACGUGGAUCCGUUUUUCUGUUUGGAUGACUGUGGGUUUCCUUAUUUAUUUCGGUUAUGGGAUGUGGCACAGCAGUGAGCACCAGAGGCAGAGGCAGAGCACUGAAAAUGCACCAGAGAAACAGAGGAUGUUUGCAAAGGAUGGUGCUGAAGACAAAUAUAUCCAAUCAGAGAAGACAAGUCAGCUUUAAAGAAUGUAUUGCUGUUUAUAGCUGUUUUUGCCUUAAAGCUCUGUGUGCAACAAGCCAUUCUGCUUUACCUACUGAGAGACCAGCUCAGCUCUGAGCCCAGUGUCAGGCAUGGGUUGACAUUGCAUUCUCUCUUAAGAUCUUAAGAUUAAUACUGACAUGAAUGCUGUGAUUUAAAAAAAAAAAAAAAUGUAUGAAAUAUGAUCAUACAAGUAUGAUAGUAAAAUGUGUCUUAACUCUAAAUGAGGAAUGAAUGUCACACAUUAACCGACUAACUGUUAACACUACAUCUUCAAUAGCAUCAGGUAUUUCAUACACCUAGAGAAUAGUUGGGUCAAAGAACAUUAGCCACAAGAGUGUUCAGGUAGUUUCAGCUUUUAUUGCGUUUUUCAUUAUAAUUUCCCAUAAGCUGUAUACAAAUAUAGAGUAGUUACUCUGUUUUUUCACUUUUUUUUUUUUUUUUUUACCAUGAUCAGUAUUCUCAAUAUUUUGACUGCAUGUUCUUUGCUUGCAAUUCAUUUUCAUUGCUUUGUUUAGACCUUUGUAUAAUAUUAAAAAGAAGAAAGUUCUGCUUUUACUUCAAAGGACCUAUAAUAGAUCUAUUGCUUUUCUUUUAUUUUAAGAUAACACAGUGAGUUCUAUAUUACAAUACAGAGCAGACAUUUAUUGCAAAUGGAGCUAUAAUAAUAUUCAGAGACAGCUGGUGUAUCUGGGCUAGCACGGUUAAGCCAUCCUGAUUUUCAAGGAUAAAAAGACAGAAGAUAUAACCUUUCAUUAUUUGCUGUUAGCGAACAUCUGAAGGCGGAUUAAUUUGGAUUUUUGUGGAACAAGGCACAAGAGCACCAUUAAUGGUCCUAAGAAAAAUACACAGAAAGGUGUAAAGAAGCAACACAGGAGCUGAUUCUUCCUAGCUCAGAGAGCAGAUUCAUACAGUUUGUCAGUGCCAGGUGAUUGCACAGAGUUAAACCCUCCUUAGAUUUGAUCCCUAUGGGCCUAUAUUUUUCAGCCUGCUUCACUGACACACACAUUAUUAGUUGUGACUGAGAUGUAAAGCACAGUCACAAGUGUAAUGAAUGGGAACAAGGUGGAUUAUUUACAACUUUUCCCCCUAAAUUCCUAUGGAAGAGCAACUAAAAGUAGAUAGACUAGAGCACACAUUGUCUAAUCAAAGUACGAAUUACACAAAAGGACAGAUGACAGAAGUGUACGUUUUAUGUUUUUUGGUCUGGAAGGGUUAUGUAGGUUAAAUAUUUGGAGGAAACACAGCAUGACCCCUGUAGGGCAUUACAUACUUGAAACACUGACUUUAAAUGUGCGCGCGUGUGUGUGUGUGUGUGUGUGUAAUAGUUUGCCCCAUUUCAUUCUUAUCCCAUUAAUGAUACCUUGUGAUAUAAGGCAUUGCUUGACUCUAAAAGUUUAAUUGUCAAGAUAGUAGAUUUUGGCCGUCUCAUCUAAUAUCACCAGCUGUCACAGAUAAUAUUAAUGCUUUAAUAUAUUUUGAUAGUCUAAGGUUACAUUCCUUGCUGUAAUUGUGUUACAUACUGGAUUAUUUGGCUGUUUUUUUCUUGCUAUGUUUACUGUAUACACACUUAAGUGUAAUUGCAUACUAAGCAAAUGUUUGCAAAAAAAAAAAAAAAAGAGUCAAACAAAUUAAAGCAGAGGCUUAUUUCUAUUAAAAGCAAACAGUUAUGUGCAUUCUGUAAUCAGAUGUGCUAUCACUAGCCUUUUCCCCCCCUUCUUUGUAUAGAUUUAUUUAGACACAUCCUUUUGUAAAUAAAUGAGAAAACAAAUGAGAUUUAGGAUUAAAGCAACAGCUGGCUAUGGUUUGGAUAUUUACAGUAUAAUAUAGUUUCUUAAAGACGUUUUGAUGACAUUUAUUUCUAAAUAGCAAAGUUGAUGCAUGUAAAUGAAUCUAUUUACAAAAUAAAAAUGUUCGGUUUAAAGAAAUAUUUUUUAAAAGUUUUUCUAACCUAUAAUUUCUUUCAAGACUUAGGAAAAGCAACUAAGCAGUGCUCAGUAUAUGUGGGAUCUUCCCCAAAACUGCUGGAAAGGCAUCUCCAAUUGCUACCUCAUGAAGCCCAUUGAGAGAAUACCAAGAGUGUACAAAGCUGUCAUGAAGGCUAUUUCAAAAAUAUAAAAUCUAAGAUUGUUUUGAUGUGUUUAAUUCUUAUUGGCAAUUGUAUUAUUAGAUUUGUACCAUUUUAUAGUUUAGAUCGUUAGCAUGUAUCACCGAUACUGAUUAAUUGAUGAUGUAGUUCACAGAGCACUUGACCAAGCUUUUUUUUUUUUUUUUUUGAGAGUCUAGAGAAAUAACAUUAUCCAAAUAUUUAAUUUGUAGAAUAACUCUUAUGAAUGUUUUCUGUAAGACCUUAUCAAUUAAUUAAUGGCCUUAAUAAUAAAACUGUAUUACAGACUGAUUCUGGUAAAUUCUACUUAU
Pangasianodon hypophthalmus (striped catfish) is the source of this 4634-nucleotide messenger RNA. It is a transcript of the gene slc7a2, whose product is annotated as solute carrier family 7 member 2. The transcript has 12 exons. Gene Ontology annotation, biological process: transmembrane transport; amino acid transport. Gene Ontology annotation, cellular component: plasma membrane. NCBI's taxonomy places the organism in Eukaryota, Metazoa, Chordata, Actinopteri, Siluriformes, Pangasiidae. Gene Ontology annotation, molecular function: amino acid transmembrane transporter activity. The record is from RefSeq and is a predicted model, not a curated record. Bases 293 to 2200 code for a protein of 635 amino acids.